GAUAUAGUGAAUGCAGGGUCCCGGGGAGAGCGGAUAUAGUGAAUGCAGGGUACCGGGGAGAGCGGAUAUAGUGAAUGCAGGGUCCGGGGAGAGCGGAUAUAGUGAAAUGUGGGGUCCGGGGAGAGGUGAUAUAGUGAAUGCGGGGUCCGGGGAGUGCAGAUAUAGUGAAUGCAGAGUCCAGGGAGAGCGGAUAUAGUGAAAUGCGGGGUCCGGGGAGAGCGGAUAUAGUGAAUGCAGAGUCCAGGGAGAGCGGAUAUAGUGAAUGCAGAGUCCAGGGAGAGCGGAUAUAGUGAAUGCGGGGUCCGUGG
This is a messenger RNA of Staurois parvus, 308 nucleotides long. The record is from the annotation of a GenBank genome assembly. NCBI's taxonomy places the organism in Eukaryota, Metazoa, Chordata, Amphibia, Anura, Ranidae.